Messenger RNA from Ostreococcus lucimarinus CCE9901, 483 nucleotides. RefSeq lists its product with no specific name. Lineage: Eukaryota; Viridiplantae; Chlorophyta; Mamiellophyceae; Mamiellales; Bathycoccaceae. Gene Ontology annotation, molecular function: protein binding. The record is from RefSeq and is a predicted model, not a curated record. The annotation marks the transcript as partial. The transcript has a single exon.
UUGAACGAGUUUCUCAACGCCUUGGCCGAUUGCGGCAGAGCGUUGGCGUUAAAUCCUUGGAACAUCAAGGCGCUGAGCAGACGCGCGACGUUGCACGAGAGCAUUCGAUGCUGGGACGAUGCGAUCCGAGACUUGCGUUCGUACGUCGAAAUCGCCGGAAACGCGCAAUAUGACUUAUUCGCCACGGCUCAGGAGCGCAAAAACGCUCUGGCGAUGGCGACGGAUCGCCUUCGAAGGCUCGAAACGACCAAAACCACGCAGGCGAACUCGCAGGUUGACAUGUAUCGAAUCCUCGGUUUGGAUGAGCUGAAAGACAAGGCGACGCAAACGGAUAUUAAGAAGGCGUAUCGCGCGUUGGCGCUGAAGUAUCACCCAGACAAGGCGAAUCGGAACAUGCCGUCGUGGGCUCCGGCGUCUGAACUUCACGACGACGCCGACCGUCUCUUCAAGCUCAUCGGCGAAACCAACGCGCAGUUGAGCGAC